This is a messenger RNA of Bolinopsis microptera, 3948 nucleotides long. RefSeq names its product serine/threonine-protein phosphatase 4 regulatory subunit 1-like. The transcript is spliced from 22 exons. Bases 31 to 2916 code for a protein of 961 amino acids. The record is from RefSeq and is a predicted model, not a curated record. Gene Ontology annotation, biological process: protein dephosphorylation. Gene Ontology annotation, molecular function: protein phosphatase regulator activity; protein binding. NCBI's taxonomy places the organism in Eukaryota, Metazoa, Ctenophora, Tentaculata, Lobata, Bolinopsidae.
UCAGCUGAUGAACCAUAAUUGACAAACAAGAUGAUGUACAUGCCAAAUCGUAACCUCGAGCUAUUCGGAGAGCCUCCCUCUCUAGAUGAACCAAGUGAUGUUGAACUUCAUGUUCUGGACAGACUUGAGAAACUCUCUCAGAUAGAAAUCCCCAGUUACAGGCAGCAGGCGUGUCUUGAUAUAGAUGAGGCGCUGAAGCACUGUGACACUAAAGAAGACUACGACAGGAUAAAGCACAUAGCUUCAGAACUGGCUGCUGACCAAGAUCUAAACGUACGAGUAAGUUUACUGGAUCAGCUUCAGUUCAUUGGGGUGAGGUGUAUGACUAACGCUAACUGUAAAGAAAUGUUGUUCCACUUCAUAACAUCCUGUCUAAUACACUCUCUUAGAGAUCAGAAUCAUCAGGUCAGAAAAUCUGCUCAGACAUCACUAAUUAUUCUAACUAACAGAGGAUUCUACAUAAAACGCGAUUUAGAAAUGCUAUAUGUGGAUACAAUUCAAGAAAUGUUAAUGCCAGAUACAAAUGUGAGCACUCCUUUCAUACGACGAACGCACGAAUUGAACGAUUUCCCACCAGAAGCUAUUACAUUAAUAUCAGCUCUAGCUUCAUUUUUGGGCGGGGAGAUUAUAGUUAAGAAGUUUUUAGACAGAUACAUUGAAUUAUGCAGCGAUUUGUUACUUCACGUACGAAAGUGUUGUGCAAGUUCGUUCCCUAAGAUAUGUCAAGUAUCUGGUAGCAAGGUGGUCGAACAGAAGCUCCUUCCUGUUUUCUCGCAACUUUGUAACGACGAUAUCUGGGGCGUCAGGAAGGCGUGCGCUGAAGGGUUCACCUCUAUCUCAAACACUGUGGAACAGCCCGUUCGAGUACAAGUGCUGACCCCACUCUUCUUACAUCUACUGAAUGACACGUCACGAUAUGUUAAACUGGCUGCGUAUCAACAGCUCGGGCCCUUCAUCACUACCUUUCAGAAUUGUGAGCCAGACCGAGGUGCUGGCAAUAAACUCAAAGCUGGGGAGGAUGGACGUGAACGGUCCCCAACAAAUCCUGAGUACGAUAACUUCUUGUUCUGGAAAUCUCCUGUUGACAUGGAUACUGAAGCUCUGGAGAAGGAGCUGUACGGGGAACCAAAAUCACCGACCUCAGAAAGUGCCUCCAGCUCUCCUCCCCCAUUAGAACCAAGAACAAACAGCACUCCGACAGCCACAGAAACAGCCACACCAACAGACACACAGACAGACACACAAACAGACACACCGACAGACGCAAAAAGUGAAGAAAUGGUGGUAGACACUGAAAAUAAAGCACAAGCUGUAGAGGCGGUCAGCACGGAGGAUGUGAAGAUAACAAGUAAUUUGGAGGAGCGAAUGAGCGAUAAGACGAAUAGGGACGAGUUUAAUGCAAUGUUUCACGGACAGGACGAUGAGGAGGAGGAUGAUGAAGAUAUGGACUCAAUGCAGAUUGAGGAACAAGGCAUGCAGCUGAGGAACUAUUUUCAGUCACUGUUAGAAAAAGGGCCAGAUGUAGAAGAGGACAAGGAAAACGUGCAGGUGGAGAACCAGGUAGAACCAACAGUGGAGUCAGGAAGAGGAGCAAAGGAAGAGGAGGAAGUAUUUGACAGUAACCUCUCAGUCAGUAAGAGCCCUGACUGGGGUCUUGCUACACCCGACCAGUUAAGUGAGUUCCACAAAGACCCGCUAGCUCCCAAGAUAAUUAAAUUAUCUGACUGUGAGACCGGUGAGGAGGGUAAGGAGAAAGAAGGAGAGGAAGGAGGAGUCUUAGUCGGAACCAUUGAUAUAACCAAACCUGUAUUUGGGGUGCUGGAGAAUGAAAAUGAAAACGAAACAGCGUACAGCUUCUCACAAAAAGAUGAGGAUCUGGAGCUGGCCAGCGAUUCAUCUGACAUGGAUAUUGAGACUUCAGAUAUUCCGAGUGUUUCGUCAUUUCAGUCGCCGGUUCCUGGAGCGCUAAUAGACUGCUACACGAGCAUGGCCAGCAACGUAGACGAAAAUAACCCUCGUCAGGAUGACGACAUCCUCACCCAUUGUGCUUACGCGUUUCCUGGUGUCGUUUACACUUUAGGAAAAGAUUCUUGGAGUUUACUGAGAAAUACAUAUCUUACUCUAGCUGAGAACUUACCGCAUUCCAUGUCAAAUGUACGUCAGACUCUAGCCUGUUCGCUGCACGAAAUAGCACAUGUGAUUGGGCCCGAACAAACGGAACAAGAUCUUAUCCACCCCUUCAACAACUUCAUAUACGAUAUUGACUCUGUUAAGAUUGGUCUACUCAAAAACUUGUCAAAGUUCUUGCAGAACGUGUCCCCACGCUACCGACAAGAGUUGCUCCAGCAAAUGAAAGAAAUUCAGAAAUGUGAAGACCGCAAAAAUUGGCGAUAUAGGCAAACUUUUGCGAGCCAGUUGCCCCACCUGAGCGAGUUGUACACGACGAAGGAGGUUUACGAACACAUCCAGCCUAUCGUUCUUAACCUGACCGUGGAUCAGGUGUCUCAAGUGAGACAGGCUAGCUUCACCGCUCUAUCAAAAUUGAUACAAAAGUUCAAGAAUCAGUCGGAGACCGAGUACUAUGAGACGACGUGUGAGACUAUCAGGACAAAGUUUGCCAGCUCAAACAAAUUCACUUACCGUCAGAGUUACGUGUUAAUCUGCCUGGAGCUGCUACAAGACGAACAGUACGAUGUAAUUGACACCUCCUUCGUUAACGAACUGCUGGAACUUGUAACUGAUAGGACACCCAAUGUUCGACUCUGGGUCGGACAGGCUUUGCUCUUACUUCAAAAGAAUACAAAGAACGAUCAAGUUGAAAAAAGUUUGUUAGAACUACAAAAUGACAGCGACAUUGAUGUUCGACACUACUCAACUCACGUGAAUUCGCCUGUCACUCCAGCUGUGGGCACGUGACGUCAUUACUACGUCAUCACGUGACGUCACUGCCCUAUUCAGUGACGUCACUAUGUAAACAAGCAUCCCACGUGUUCCUCGAGCCCCUUUGUGAUAGGUUGGUGUAUUUUAUGUGUUAGAGCAUGGAUUGUUAAAUUUCAGAUUGUAAAAAUGUUUGUAAUCCCUCGAAAAUCGAAAACCGGUCUGGAUUCAGAUUUUUGCUUAUAUAUAAUGCAAAUAUUUUUAUAACUUUCCUUUAACUGUGAAAUGAUAGUAUUGUGUGAUGACAAGCCUAUAUACGUCACUUCUGAUAGUUCUUUUUAACUUUGGUAGCGAUAGCUCUAUAGGUACAGUUAAACUUUAGGCAAACUAAUUUGUUAAGUUAUAUCCUAGUGAGGGACUUCCUUAGAACUGCUAUUUUUCUGAAUAUGCCAUGUGCCUACUUUAUAAUUAUAUGUGGUCAAUUUUGUAGAGUAGAUUUAGUUACCUGAACGACUUAUUUCGUCCUAUUGUUAAUUGCUAACUUGAAUUGAUUGAUUUGAUAUGUGAUAUGUCUUGCUUGUAAAUAUAUUAAUCGCUCUAUCAGAGCUUAGAGAAAGAACAGGUCUAUGGUUAAGAGUUUUUGAUACGAUUAUAUAAUAAGUAAUGAACGUGACGAAAUUAGGUCCAAAAAGACAUUUCUGUGCCCACUUUUUGGGUGUAGCUGAUUUGAUUUUGUAAAGGGUGGCCUGAAAUUAACUAUAUUUCGGGAUGGUUAGCGUAGAUCUUUAUAAUAUAUCGUAGAGUAGAUCUUGGAAGUAGAUUUUUAUGACCGAUGGUCGGUUAUACGGUUGAUUUUGAGUCACCCCGGAGUUUGUGUUGGGUUUACAUCCUCGUCAAUCACAAAGGCGAACAAUGUUUUAUACAAGCUUGAUUUUUGUUACUCUAUGAAAGUCAAUAACUAUAUAAGCCAAGAAUUUGUAAGAAUGAUAAGAAACUGUUUGGAGGAAAUUUACUUCUCAUAAUCGGGGCAAACUUGAUACCAAGUGUUCUACAUCUGAAUAAAUUAUUCAA